AUGGGCUUCUUCACAGGCUUUAUUGGCGGAUUCGCCCUCACCACUUCCGCCCUCUACAUAACAAUUACCAUCCACCGCACCAACCGCCUCGAACAACGGCGCGUCAUUCGCGACCAAGUUGAUCAAAUAAAUUGGCUCGCGAGGUCGACCGGUGCCUACGAUCGUCGGAAUCUCCCUGAGGAUAUUCCCCGCACACUGGAAGAUCGCUUCCCACCGAGGGAGGGCCCGAUUACCACCAAGGAAGUUCUCAAGCAUCGGUGGAACACAGAGGUCGAGAAGUUGGCUAGGAAGGCGCAUGAGACGAGGUGGGAGGAUGUGAGGGAUGCUACCGCUGAAGGAUGGAGGGGGGUGAUGAGUCUGGUGAAGAAAGAGUAG
This is a messenger RNA of Penicillium waksmanii, 375 nucleotides long. Its product is annotated as MICOS complex subunit Mic12 family protein. The coding region runs from base 1 to 375 and encodes 124 amino acids. The transcript has 2 exons. Lineage: Eukaryota; Fungi; Ascomycota; Eurotiomycetes; Eurotiales; Aspergillaceae. Gene Ontology annotation, biological process: cristae formation. The record is from RefSeq and is a predicted model, not a curated record. Gene Ontology annotation, cellular component: mitochondrial crista junction; MICOS complex.